Messenger RNA from Penicillium hordei, 1335 nucleotides. Its product is annotated as indoleamine 2,3-dioxygenase. Lineage: Eukaryota; Fungi; Ascomycota; Eurotiomycetes; Eurotiales; Aspergillaceae. Gene Ontology annotation, cellular component: cytoplasm. Gene Ontology annotation, biological process: 'de novo' NAD+ biosynthetic process from L-tryptophan. The transcript has 2 exons. Gene Ontology annotation, molecular function: heme binding; indoleamine 2,3-dioxygenase activity; metal ion binding. The coding region runs from base 1 to 1335 and encodes 444 amino acids. The record is from RefSeq and is a predicted model, not a curated record.
AUGUUGCAAUCAACAGAUGCUACCCUCAAUGAUCUCUUCGAAGAUUAUGCCGAGCAGGGUUUUCUCUCAGAUGGCCUUCCGCUAGCCAGGAUUUCAAACCCCUAUUACGAGACCUGGGAGGAUAUAGCCAGCCAACUCCCAACCCUCAUCCAAACAUGCCAAAUCCGCGAGAAAAUCGAUAAUAUGCCCGUCUGCACGACUGAGCAUCUUCAGACAGAACCAGAAUGGCGAAGAGCAUGUGUUAUCAUGGGGUAUCUCGCCCAUGCCUAUAUCUGGGGAGGGGAGACCCCAAAAGACGUGAGCACCCACGCACCCUUUCCUUUCCGUUCAAAGACGUUCCUAACAUCCAGUCAACAGAGACUGCCCCCCUCUAUCUCAAAACCAUUCCUUGAGAUAUCAGCCCACCUCGAGCUUCCUGCCUGCGCUACCUACGCCGGCCUCACACUAUGGAACUUCAUACCUUCCCACCCAGAAGCAGACAUCACAGACCCAGACAACCUCCACGUUCAAACCUCCUUUACCGGCACAAAAGAUGAGGAAUGGUUUAUGGUGAUCUCCGUCGCCGUUGAAGCCAAAGGCAUCAAGCUCAUCUCGUUGAUGCGGGACGCCUUCAAGUCAGUUACUGCCAACGACGUAGACCUACUCACUGCCCUCUUGUGCAGGUUCGCCGACGGUUUGUGUGACCUCACAUUGACUCUGAAAAGGAUGUACGAGCAUAACAAGCCGACUGUCUUCUUCCACCAGCUGCGGCCGUUCUUGGCUGGCAGUAAGAAUAUGGGUCAUGCUGGUCUUCCCAAUGGUGUGUAUUAUGAUAUUGGUGAUAGCGAUGGAGUGGAACGACCGGAAAAUUGGCUCCAGUUGAGUGGUGGGAGUAAUGCACAGAGCUCGCUGAUUCAAGCACUUGAUAUUUUCCUUGGUAUUAAGCACUCUGCGACGGAUGGGAAGCAGGCUUGUGGUCCGAGUUUUAUUCAGCAAAUGCGAGACUACAUGCCUGGUCCACAUAGACGCUUUCUUGAAGAGCUAUCUGAUCGAGCUAACGUUCGUCCGUUUAUACUGGACUCGCCGGUUCAGCCGCUGAAGGAUGCAUACAACGCCGCUGUGAAUGAGCUCAAAGCUUUCCGUGAUACACACAUCCAGAUGGUCACUCGAUACAUUAUCAUGGCGUCGAGGCAGCCUAAUCCAGUUGAACAGGGGAAAGGCAAAAUGAAUCUAGCCACGGCCAGCUCUCAAAUGAAAGAAGGAGGCGCGAAGACUAAGCUUGCUGGGACUGGUGGUACGGAUCUGAUACCCUUCCUGAAAAAGACCAGAGAUACGGUUCAAGAUGCCAAGUGCUAG